AUGGCGCACUUGUGGAACAAGUAUCAGGUUAUCAAUGUUGUUGAAUCAGAUUCUAUACUCGCAAACAACAAUCUUCCUCUUGAUGUGCAGAGGUUGAGAUGUCGUGCUAUGUACCAUGCUCUCCGCUUCCCUCCCUUCAUCGAGAGCUUAGGAAAGGAACUGGUAGAUCAUCUAAGAACACAGAGUGGAAAAUACAUUGCAGUUCACUUAAGCUAUGAAAAAGACAUGCUUGCUUUUACUGGUUGUACUUCUGGUUUGACUGAUGCAGAAUCUGAAGAGCUGAGAAUAAUGAGGGAGAACACAAAAGAUUGGAAGGUUAAAGAUAUAAACCCUACUGAACAGAGAAAAGGUGGCUUUUGUCCACUAAACCCCAAAGAAGUGGGAAUAUUUCUUCGAGCUAUUGGUUAUCCUCCAUCAACACUAAUUUAUGUUGCAUUUGGUGAAAUUUAUGGUGGUGAUGCUCGCCUUUCCGAGCUCAAGUCGUAUUUCCCAAAUGUAGUUUCCAAGGAGAAACUGGCAACAAAGGAACAGUUGAAUGCAGUUUCUAAGCAUGCAACUCAAACUGCUGCACUAGAUUACAUUGUUCCUUUGGAAAGCGAUGUGUUUGUUCCAUCAUCUUCAGAUAACAUGGCACGAACUAUUGAGGGGCACCGCAGAUUCUUUGUCCAUCGGAAGACAAUCUCCCCAGACAGGUAACAGAUGGUGAAAAUAUCAUUUGGUUUCUUUUAGGAACAGGUUUUCUAUAAGGAAAUGAGCCAUUAAUAUCCUCUACAUGUUUUGAUUUCAUGUAGUAUUCCCAGAAAACCAUUUUAUGCCAUGAAUGCGACAUGCAAUUCAGUCAU
Messenger RNA from Hibiscus syriacus, 842 nucleotides. RefSeq names its product O-fucosyltransferase 38-like. The record is from RefSeq and is a predicted model, not a curated record. The transcript is spliced from 5 exons. Gene Ontology annotation, cellular component: nucleus; cytoplasm. Lineage: Eukaryota; Viridiplantae; Streptophyta; Magnoliopsida; Malvales; Malvaceae. Bases 1 to 696 code for a protein of 231 amino acids.